AUGGCAACUGGGCUGGAUGGCGACAGAGGUACCAUCCCCAAGCAUCCGCAGCAGCUUUUCUUUGACAAUGUCAACCCUGCAACGCGGCUUCUGGAGAAGCGCCGGCAAAUGUAUGAGGUGCAGGAUGCUUUAGAGAACCAGAAGGCGCGCUUUGCCAAGGAGGAAGAGCAGUUCCGGAAAAAGGAGGAACAGCUGCGAGUAAAGGAUCUUCAGCUGCAGAACCAGUUGGUGAAAUUCAACAAGUUCUUGCAGGACAAUGAGGCCAAGCGGCGACGCUCUGAGACCCGAGCCCAUGAAGAAGCGGCCCAGAUCAAGCUGAAGGAUGAAGAAAUCCAGGAUCUAGAGAAGCAGGUGUGGAUGCAGACGAUCAAGGUUGAAAGCGCCAAAGACCAAAUGCUGCGCGACUUCUCGCAGACCUUGCUGCAGGAGAUUCAUAAAAUCGCAGAACAGCUCCAGGAAAGCUUCAGAGAAGAGCUUCGUAGAGAGCUCGAGGAGCUUCGGUCAAACCUGGCCAAGGACCGCCACGCGGCGCAAUUCUUCCGUGGCUCGGAGUGCGUCUCCAAGGCGACCACUGAACGAGGGCCAGCGCGCCCACAAUUGAAGCAGGCAAGAAGCUUCCACUUCUCUCCACAUGUUUGGGCCACGCGCCACAUUCGGCGCUACCGGCAGAGUGAAGAUGAAGACGAAGAGGACACAGAAGGUGAAGAACUACGUGUCAAGUCUACCAAAUCUCGUGUGCCUUCACGUCCAUCGACCGCUGCUAGCAGACCGAGGGUCUCCUUUGCUCUAAGCAAGCAAAGCAGCUGCGAUCUGCGAGCCGUCGCCAGCAGCCCUCAUCCUCAUCGGCCAGUGGUGCUGUUGGGGCAGGAGGCCGAGCUGGAGUCAAAGGCAGAAGAAGUGAUUGGUCACCAGGUUCAAGAUCCCCCUGGUGUGAUCCAGACCGACGUGGAUGCGGUUACCAACAGCCUGGACUUGCCGGCCCGAUUGGAUUCCCAAGGACUCACAGUUCGAAAGGAUGAUAGUAGUGGAGGAGAUGGCAGCCAAUUGCUUUCUCCCACGCGUGCCAGCCAGCCACGUCCAAAAACAAAAGCCGUGAGCGUGAGACCAGCUGACCAGCGGCGGAAUGGCUGUGAGAGCAUCGAAGUGGCCAUGGGGUUGCGUGCCAUGUUUUCCGAAAAUCAUCAGCGACACCGUGAUUUGGGAGGUUGUCGUCGAUGGAUCUCAAGAUUUGUGCGGAGCCAGAAGUUUGAGUACUUGGUGGUGGCAGUGAUCGUGACUCACACAGUAUUGGUGGGAGCGCAGAUCAACUGGAUGACGCUCAGUGGUACUGCAGAUCCAUCUCCUGGCUUUCGAGCAAUGGACAUUCUUAUUUGCAUCUUUUUUGCCACAGAGGUUGGACUGAGACUCACGGCCCAUGGCUUCAAGUUCUUCUACAUGUUAGGUUGGGGAUGGAAUGUCUUAGAUUUCUUUUUGGUCCUCGCCCAGCUCUUGGAGGAGAUUCUGAUCUUGGCCUCGAACGGACACUAUGGAGGAAUGGACUUUGGUGUUCUGCGGAUUGUUCGGACGCUUCGCUGCAUCCGCCUGCUUCGGGUCCUACGGCUCACGCGCUUCUUCGAUGACCUGCGGAGCGGGGGGUGGGGGGCGCUGGCUCGUGUUUUGAUAUGGACGGAGUGCGUCGACAGCUCAAUUUCCCUGGACCAAAUACCAAAGUUGGCUCUAUCUUUUCUGGGACCUCGAUGUUUCGAAUUCGAAGACCAAAGAACCACAGUGGGCUUUACCUUUGGAGCAAUCCUGGACAUGACUAUGGUCCAUGUAUGUGAGGCUUUCCCCAUGUUUUGA
Durusdinium trenchii is the source of this 1839-nucleotide messenger RNA. The record is from the annotation of a GenBank genome assembly. Lineage: Eukaryota; Dinophyceae; Suessiales; Symbiodiniaceae.